Ogataea angusta is the source of this 957-nucleotide messenger RNA. RefSeq lists its product as uncharacterized. Bases 1 to 957 code for a protein of 318 amino acids. The record is from RefSeq and is a predicted model, not a curated record. The transcript has 2 exons. Lineage: Eukaryota; Fungi; Ascomycota; Pichiomycetes; Pichiales; Pichiaceae.
AUGCCAUUGCAGGAUAAUGUUGGAUUCCAGAAUAAGCCGUCGAUCGAUUCUUUCUUGAUCGGUAGCUACGCCGGAAUCAAUAUUGGUAUCGCAGCCCCUGUACUAAAUCCCAGGGACAUGAAGAACAAUCUACUGACUUUAUACCUUUGUUUGGGUGCCGCUGCGGCCAGAAAUGUGUUUCAAGGGCUGAAAAUAAAUGACGUCGACUCUUUCGAAAAAGAGCUGGAGCUCAACAAGCGGGAUGGCAAAAACGUUGUUUCGCUGGAACUGACCGAGGCCGACUUGGGCUUGCUCAAGGAGAAGAGAGACGCCAAGAACGUGCAGAAUCUACAGCUCAGCGUCGAUGGGGACCCUGUUUGGGACAGCAGAGUGAAGAGAGACGGCAGAACGUAUUUUGACCUGCAGAUCCCGCUCGAGAAGGUUGACCCGGAACUGAAGGACACUCUGAUGCCGGAUGUGAAGAUGAGUAAUCUGGCUACUGCUUUGACGCAGAUCCAGGAGGUCUCCAUUUUCUCGUCGUAUAUACGCGACAUGGUGGACCUGUACCAGAAGUGCGACGACACGACGCAGUUCAACAUCAACUCGCAGAACGACAACAUGCUUCUGAUUUUUGCACCAACAAACGAGGCCAUUGCCGAGCUUUCUGAGAAGCCGUGGCAGUUCCCAAGACCAGUGACGAGGGAGUCGGACGCGGACGACGAGGCGUCGAGCUACAACCUCAGGCACUUCGUGGAGUCGCACGUGGUGCAGGGCUCGAACGUGGCAGACUUUGCCAAGGCGGAGGUUGUUCUGGAGUCGCUGAACGGCAACCGGAUCCAUCUGCGCAACACCGACACCAGCUUCGAGCUGUCGUUGGAAGACGUGGACGAGUGGCUGCCGGUCCGCAAGAUCGAGCUCACCGCAAACGGCGCGCUCCUGAUCAUCGACAAGACCCUCUCGUGGCCGCGCAGAGGCUAG